AUGUUCUCACCGGACUUGUCACCUCGUGGUAUACAUCACCUAUGGUCGAGUAAUAACAAUCAGUUACUUCUCAAUUCUUCACAACAACGCACAGCCAACAAUUCUGAAGCCAAACAUUACAACAAAUUGUUUGCACCACCAUUGUCAUCGUACACAGCUGCAUUUCCAGGUCCUGAUCCAUCGCAAAUGGAAUACCUACAAAUCACGCGAUCUGAUAAGCCCCACCCAACUGUUGAUGAUUUAGCAUUGUUGAUGAGAAUGAAGGAACAACGCUUAAUGAAGAUUAGAAAUACUGGUUAUUCAACAAUUAGACCAAUUGGUAUUGGGAAAACAAUGGAGGAAUUAGAUUAUGCACAAAGGGGCUAUAGUGCUGUAGAAGAUAGUACUAUCAACAAUAAUGUUGCUGCUGAAAAUUCGAACGAAGAAGAGAUGAGUACGAUGCCGUUGAAUAUUGGCGAAGAAGAAGAAGUUGAUUUGGAUGCAGAAAUCUUGGAUGCGGAUGAACUUCGAUCGGAUGAAGAAGACGACGAUGAUGACGAUGAUAAUGAUGAUGAUGAUUAUGAUGAUGGUAUAAACAUACCGCAGAGCCAUGAUCAUCACCACUUCCGAAGAAAUCAAGGAUAUAUAAUGGAUGAUGAAGGGUUCAUGGCUGCCGAGGUGGAGUAUCAGGAUGAUCACAGUUUGAACUCGGAAACAAAUACCCAUAUGUUGAUUAGUAGUGCAGUUACAGCUACUGUUUUACCCACUCGUACAACUGGGAAUCGUACCUCAACCACCAAUCCAACAACUGCCCCUUCAUUUCAAACUUUAGAGGAACAGCAUUUCGAUAAUGAAAACGACUACUCUGAACAAGAUAUGCUUGUUGAUUAA
Molecule: messenger RNA, 870 nt
Organism: Lodderomyces parapsilosis
Lineage: Eukaryota; Fungi; Ascomycota; Pichiomycetes; Serinales; Debaryomycetaceae
Exons: 1
Coding region: 1-870 (289 amino acids)
Biological process (GO): anaphase-promoting complex-dependent catabolic process
Cellular component (GO): anaphase-promoting complex
Source: RefSeq, a predicted model, not a curated record